AUGGUAUCAGAGCACUGCAAGUUUAUCCUUGCCAUCCCUAUUUUUUUGACAUCUUCAGAUAAUCCAGGUGUUAACCUAAUCAACGUCAAUUUUGAUGGAGCCAGCUAUGCAAACUGGUGCACGGGAGUACUGAUUUCAUUGUCAGCCAAAAAUAAAUUAGGGUUUAUCAAUGGAUCUUGUCCAUGUCCAUCUUCUGAUUCUCCUUUGAUUGAUCAGUGGCAAAGGUGCAAUGACAUGGUCAUUGCUUGGCUACUUAAUUCCCGUAGUAGAGAUAUUGCAGAAAGUGUAAUCUACUCACAGAAGGCUGAAGAACUUGGAAUGAAUUGGAGGAGAGGUAUGGUCAAGCAGAUGGUACCAAGUUGUUUUAACUGCAAAGAGAACUUAAUAAUAUCAGUCAAGGAACAAGUGACAUGGCAGGAUAUUUAA
Nicotiana tabacum (common tobacco) is the source of this 426-nucleotide messenger RNA. RefSeq lists its product as uncharacterized. Lineage: Eukaryota; Viridiplantae; Streptophyta; Magnoliopsida; Solanales; Solanaceae. The record is from RefSeq and is a predicted model, not a curated record.